Molecule: messenger RNA, 1143 nt
Organism: Penaeus chinensis
Lineage: Eukaryota; Metazoa; Arthropoda; Malacostraca; Decapoda; Penaeidae
Product: ATP synthase mitochondrial F1 complex assembly factor 2-like
Exons: 8
Coding region: 146-961 (271 amino acids)
Biological process (GO): mitochondrial proton-transporting ATP synthase complex assembly
Cellular component (GO): mitochondrion
Source: RefSeq, a predicted model, not a curated record
CCGCCAAUGUUUACAUGCGGGAAGGCGUCUGCGGAGGAGCCGGCCCGGACCAGACCUAAAUUCUCGCGGAAUUUUCUCAAGAAAUCGGGUUUUGUCAUUGAAUUUCCUUUGAUAUUCUGAAAUUUUUAUUUAACGAUCCUUAAAUAUGGGCCCCAUAAGAUGGGCUGUGGGAAGGCUACUGAUGCCGCAGUCUCCAGUGCACAUGAGCCAGCGAUUUCUCCCAGAAGCUCGGAGGCGCUUUUACAGGAGUGUUACAGUGGCAGGAACAGGCAAUGAGUAUGAAGUGAACUUAGAUCACAGGAAAUUGAAGACGCCAAUGGGGAAUAUGUUUCAGGUGCCAAACCAUGGGUUAGCUUUGGCUGUAGCACAUGAGUGGGCUUCUGUCAAGGAUAAGAUCCAUCCCAGCCUGAUGCACCUGACCUCUCUUUCUAACACUGUAUUGGAUAACCCAGCCAAAGGAACUAAGUGGGAUUUUGCUGACAAGAUUUUGGAAUUCCUUGAGACAGAUACAAUAUUGUUCCCGGGUGAGACCACAGAUGACCUUUUAGAGCUGCAGAGGGAAGAGUGGGAUCCUGUUCUAGAGUGGUUCAAUAAGAAGUUUGAGAUUGAUCUCCAGCCGGCAGUUGGAAUAUGUAGUGCGGACAUUCCUAUGCAAGCCAGGGAAAGUAUCCGCCGAUAUCUCUUGUCUUAUGACAUUUGGGCCAUCACUGGAUUUCUCUACGGUGUGGAGGCAUUGAAAUCUGUAAUUUUAACUGUGGCAGCUGCAGAGCGAAGGUUAACAGCUGAAAAGGCUGUUGCGCUCUCUAGGCUAGAACUACAAUACCAGACAUCACGUUGGGGCUCAGUGGAAUGGGCACAUGAUCUUGACCAGUAUGAUCUCGAAGCAAGAUUUUCUGCGGCUCUUCUCUUCAUUCUCUUCAAUACCUCACAAACGUCAGUGAAACAAAAGACAAAGCAAUAACGUCAUUUAUUCUGAGAGAUUGUUGACUCUCAUAGUUAGAAUAACCAAUUUGUCUUUUUUUUUUAAUACUUGUACAUAUAUUGAGCUUAAUAAGAUUUCGGUAAUUGUAUGUUGUCUAUAUUGUUCUUUGUGAAUUGCUAAUAUGUAUAAUAUUUCACUGAAAGAAAUAAAAAGAACUGUUA